AAGUUGAUACAAAUGUCGAAUGCGUAUGUAUAAAACACAUUUAAUUCAUUAUGUAACAGAAAUUCAGUUCUUUGUAUCAUUUAUGAUUAAAUAUUCAAAUGUUUGCCUUUUUUUUAACGGCAACAUCCUGGGUUAUGAGCAUUUCAAAUUUCAAAACAAACUUGGUUGACAUGAGUUUUUUUUGGUCAAAAUUCGAAAUUUCUAUGUUUCAAGUGGUUUUAAGUGUGGCUAAGUGGGUGGACUUUAACAUUCUACACCCUUACCAAGAGCGUUCUACUCUUCGUUUCGCGUUCUCUGUUUUAGUUUGGUUCAAAACCUUUUAAGAUGUCUCGCAACGCAGCGCCUUCCUUAAAUCAGGUAGAAAAACUAGUAUACUAUAUGGAAUGCAAUCCAUGGUUGGCAAUGGGUCAUGCUCGUACUUCGAACGCGAGAAAUCGCAGUCGUCAGGCAUGGACUAAAAUAACAACAGUUUUAAAUAGUGAAGGUGAUGGGUGUACGAAAACAUGGCAACAGUGGUGUAAGUACUGGAAGGACAAAAAAGGUGCUGUGAAGAGGAAGGCCAGCUUAAUUGCAGCAGGGACACAGCGUCCUGGUAGUAGUAUAGAGGAUUUGCCAGAACUCAGUGAAGUUGAGUUAAAAAUCCAAACAAUUAUGGGAGAAGGUAGUGUUGGUCGUCAGAGAAAGACUACCAAUGGUCAAAGAGAGACUACCGAUAGUCAAAGAGAGACUACCGAUAGUCAAAGAGAGACUACAGAAACUUUCAUGGGAGAUAGAAGUUUAGCAAUAGAUCCCUUUCCGGAUCGGCUACCUGAGCCAACAAAACCUGUGGUACAGCAGGAUGAUGUUUCGGAAAGGGGCAGUCAAACUCCCACUCCUCGUGUGUCUAGAGAGACAUUACGUGAUCGCAGACGGACGAUCCAACUGCCUCCGCGUCUAUCUGGUACGCGCCGGCGCCUAUUGAGAAGAUCACCUCCAGUGCAACGCCGCUCUGAAAUGGCCAGCAUCACAGAGCGGUUCAUUGCAAUAGAAGAACGAAGAGUAGACGCUGAACUCCUGAUUGCUCAAGCAAUAAGACAGCAAGCACAAAGCAGCCAAGCUACUGCUCAAGCUAUUGGUCAAAUCGGUCAAGCUAUUGCUCAGGCAAUUAAUCAACAAAUGCUGAACGGCCAAGCUACUGCCCAAGCUAUGGUACAAGCUGGUCAAGCUAUGGCUCAGGCUCUAGAUAGGAUGAGUAGUUCUAUUAGAGAUUUAGCUAAUAAAUAAAUAAAUAUAUAAAGAAAAAUGUGUGUUAAAAGACUGAUUUGUUAAUUAAUUAGGUAGUUAUGAUAAAAUUAGUUACACUAUAUUAAGAUUAUUUUUUUAAAAAGUUAUAACAUACAUUUUGUUUCGUACAUAUUACUAUGUUGUUAGUCUAUAUUAAGAUUGUUUUAUUAAUUAAUUAAUUGUAAUAAAGUUACCUUACCUUCAUAUUCCUAUUUUAUUAGGCUACUUAUAUUAAUUUUAAGUAAAACAUUAUAAAUAAAUAAAAACAAUUAAAAAUA
This is a messenger RNA of Spodoptera frugiperda (fall armyworm), 1541 nucleotides long. RefSeq lists its product as uncharacterized. Bases 325 to 1263 code for a protein of 312 amino acids. The transcript has 5 exons. The record is from RefSeq and is a predicted model, not a curated record. NCBI's taxonomy places the organism in Eukaryota, Metazoa, Arthropoda, Insecta, Lepidoptera, Noctuidae.